GUCUCUUUUUGCGAUAUUUUACGGCUUCCCAUUCACUCCUAUGCGAAGAUGGCGUCCGGCAGCGGGACAAAAAACUUGGACUUUCGCCGAAAGUGGGACAAAGAUGAAUACGAGAAACUCGCUGAGAAGAGACUCACGGAAGAGAGAGAAAAGAAGGAUGGAAAACCAGUGCAGCCAGUCAAGCGGGAGCUUUUGCGACACAGAGACUAUAAAGUGGACUUGGAAUCCAAGCUUGGGAAGACAAUUGUCAUUACCAAGACAACCCCACAGUCUGAGAUGGGAGGAUAUUACUGCAAUGUUUGUGACUGUGUGGUGAAAGAUUCCAUCAACUUCCUGGAUCAUAUUAAUGGAAAGAAACAUCAACGGAACCUGGGCAUGUCUAUGCGUGUGGAACGUUCUACUCUGGAUCAGGUGAAGAAACGCUUUGAGGUCAAUAAGAAGAAGAUGGAAGAGAAGCAGAAGGAUUAUGAUUUUGAGGAAAGAAUGAAGGAACUCAGAGAAGAGGAAGAAAAGGCUAAAGCAUACAAGAAAGAGAAGCAGAAGGAGAAGAAAAGGAGAGCGGAGGAGGACUUGACAUUUGAGGAGGAUGAUGAGAUGGCAGCUGUGAUGGGCUUCUCUGGCUUUGGUUCCACCAAGAAGAGUUACUGAGCCUUUCUGUGACGGGCCUAAUUUUGGCCUAUGCUGGACCUAACUGUGUGUGUGUAUGUUAGGGGGUGGGGUCAUUCCUUUUGGAUACUGGGGAAAGUCCUUUAGAGUGUUAAUGGCAGGACUAGAGGGUGGGUGUUUGUGGUUUCCCUAUACCUUAGGGGAGGGCACAGGAUACAGAGGUAAUGCUGCUGUGCAUUCCUUGUUAGUUUGUCACCGGAGUUACAAGACCUCUUCCCAUCUGAGUUCCUGAUAAAUGAAGACAUCUCCAUCAGAGGCUGCUCUCCAGAAACUUCCCCUGCAUCUUUCCCUCUUCAUCUAUCCAACCUCUUGUCUGAGCAUCCCAGUUUUUUGCUAUGUUCUGCCUUUGUUUAAAUUUUAACUCUUGUUAGCCUGUAACAGAAGGGAUCUGAUCAGAUCCUCCUUUUGCCAUUCUUCUCUAUGGUUCUUUGCCACCUGUGCAUGCAUGUGUACUUCUGCCUGGGUCAGUGGUGUGUGUGGAUAUGUGUGCAUGAAUUUGUCACAAAGAGGGGGCCUGAGCUGGAAUCUCAGAGCAUUGCUGCCCUGGGGCCUGAUGUUCUUGGUUUCCUCAGCGCAUGUAACAGGCAAUUAAAUGGGAUGAGUGGUGUGGUUUGUGUCUGGUAAGUUUUUUAACAUUGUUCUUUUGAUGUGGGCUGUUUCAGCUUUUCCUGUUUGUUUAACUUUACUGAGGAUUUUUCUGUUUUGUCUUCCUUGUGAGCAGGCUCUUGGAAGACCUGUUUGAUGCAAAGGAAGAAAAAAAAAAAAAGAAAUGAAACAACAAAACAAUAUAACCCCUCCCCCCCCAAAAAAACCCCAACCAACCAAACAAGCUUGCUAUGGGAAUCCUUGGGUCUCAGAGGCUAUACAACAUAAUAAAUGACAGACUGGGCCUGUUUUACAUUUGA
Dipodomys spectabilis (banner-tailed kangaroo rat) is the source of this 1571-nucleotide messenger RNA. It is a transcript of the gene Zmat2, whose product is annotated as zinc finger matrin-type 2. NCBI's taxonomy places the organism in Eukaryota, Metazoa, Chordata, Mammalia, Rodentia, Heteromyidae. The record is from RefSeq and is a predicted model, not a curated record. Gene Ontology annotation, cellular component: U4/U6 x U5 tri-snRNP complex; spliceosomal complex. Bases 49 to 648 code for a protein of 199 amino acids. Gene Ontology annotation, molecular function: nucleic acid binding; zinc ion binding. The transcript has 6 exons. Gene Ontology annotation, biological process: mRNA splicing, via spliceosome.